AUGGACACCACCCACUUCAACACCUUAACCGACAACAUCCUCAACGAUCAAUCAACCUACAAGCAGCUAAAGAAAGACCCCACCAAUAGCCUACAGAAAGAGCACAAGACCAUACUCAACCAACUUCGGGACAGCAAUGAAAUCGGCCCCACCCUCCACAAAAAACUCAUCACCAGUCACCCCAAACCACCUUAUGCCCGGGCAACCAUAAAAAUUCACAAAGACCCCGUCAAAGCCCGUCUCCUAGUCUGCCCCAGAGACACAGUCCACUACAAUACGGCCCAGCACCUAGCCCGCCUCCUCGCACCUCUUGGCAAGACUGCCAAGUCUUUUGUGAAAGAUUCGUCAGAAUUCUGUAAGAAGAUUCUCGACAUCCCCCAACCAGGAACCCUCAUAAGCUACGACGUUGUCGACCUAUUCACGAAUGUACCCCGGGACGAGGCCAUGGAAAUCAUCACAACCCGCGUUGAGGAAAUCCUCCCAUCCCUAGACACCCGCCUAACAACUGACAGCAUCAUCCGACUCAUACACUCCUGUAUCAGCUCUACAUACUUUACCUGGAAAGACACAUUCUAUCAACAAACCCACGGCCUCCCAAUGGGAUCCCCACUAUCACCCUUGUUCACCGAGAUAUUUAUGACCCACCUGGAAGAAAAAGCCCUGGAAACAUCCCCAAUAACUCCCCUCUGCUGGUUCCGCAAAGUUGAUGAUACCUUUGCCAUCCUACAUCCCAACAAUGACCCCAGAACUAUAUUGGACCACCUUAAUUCCCAAAACCCACGUAUGCAGUUCACCAUGGCGGAAGAAACCAAUCGACAGCUCCCUUUCCUUGAUGUACUCGUACAGAAAGAUAAAAACGACAAACUCCAGACCACUGUUUAUCGGAAACCCACCCACACAGAUCAAUACUUACACUAUGCAUCCAACCAUCCACCUCAAGUCAAAAAAGGAAUUGUGUCAACCCUAGCAAGACGAGCUCACAACAUCUGUUCCACGAAGCAACAUCUAACUACUCAACUUAGCCACCUCAAACAAGUAUUUACACAGCAUAACUGCUAUCCUGAGCAACUAGUACAACAGACGAUAAAGAACAUCACCAAGAAAUCUCAGAAAUCCCCACGUCCACAGUCUGCACCCUUUGUGAUCAGCCUCCCCUACUUUGGAAUAGUUAGUCACAAAAUCCAGAGACUCUUAAAGAAACAGGCCAACAUUGAUGUAGUCUUCAAAAGAAGUCAUACUAUUCAGAACACAAUUAAAGCCACAGGGAAACCACCAUCCAGCCACAAGCCAGAACCAUCAGGAGAGGUGUACCACAUUCCGUGCAAUUGUGGACAAGCUUACAUAGGAGAAACAUCUAGGCCCCUCAAAACCCGAAUUAAAGAACAUCAAAGCUCAGUCACCACAGAUGACUCUAAAUCAGCUCUAUCAGACCACAUCCGUGACAACCCAAGCCACAGCAUCCAAUGUGACGACGAGGUUGGGAUAACCUGA
Haliotis rufescens (red abalone) is the source of this 1491-nucleotide messenger RNA. RefSeq lists its product as uncharacterized. NCBI's taxonomy places the organism in Eukaryota, Metazoa, Mollusca, Gastropoda, Lepetellida, Haliotidae. The transcript has 2 exons. The record is from RefSeq and is a predicted model, not a curated record. Bases 1 to 1491 code for a protein of 496 amino acids.